Molecule: messenger RNA, 1467 nt
Organism: Zerene cesonia (dogface butterfly)
Lineage: Eukaryota; Metazoa; Arthropoda; Insecta; Lepidoptera; Pieridae
Product: aldo-keto reductase AKR2E4-like
Exons: 6
Coding region: 138-1055 (305 amino acids)
Cellular component (GO): cytosol
Molecular function (GO): aldose reductase (NADPH) activity
Source: RefSeq, a predicted model, not a curated record
UAAUAAAUUUAUCUUGAAGCUAUAUAAGAACUUUUAAAUAUUACUUUAUUUCAUAGUUUAUUCGUUCUCUAUAAAAGGAACACUGUUUUUUUUAGUUUCCCAGUUAUAAAUUAUAAAGUUAAAAGUAGUUGUUACAGAUGGCUUUAAAAGCUCCAAUUGUUAAAUUAAACAAUGGCUUAGAAAUGCCAAUGGUUGGACUGGGAACUUAUGCGCGAAAAGCAGAACCUGGUGAAUAUCAACAAGCGGUAGAAUGGGCUAUAGAUGCCGGAUACAAGCAUAUAGAUACAGCUAGUUGUUACAAAAAUGAAGAGGAGGUUGGCCAAGGGAUAUACAACAAAAUAAAGGAGGGAAUCGUCACGCGAGAUCAAUUGUUUGUGACCACUAAAUUAUGGAAUGAUUGCCAUGCAGAAAAUGAUGUAACUCCAUCACUAAAAGAAUCCCUGAGAAGGUUGAAAUUGGACUAUGUGGACUUGUAUCUUAUACAUUGGCCUGUGUCUAUUAAUGCUAAAGGUGAGGACCAGGAAAUAGACUAUGUUGAAACAUGGCGAGGAAUGGAAGAAGCUCUCAGCAUGGGCCUCACUAAAUCCAUUGGAGUGUCCAAUUUCAAUGAGGAACAGCUUCAGAGGAUAUUGAAUAGUGCUAAAGUCAAACCCGUCGUGAAUCAAGUAGAGAUAAAUCCGAAUUUAACACAACACAAGUUGGUUGAUUACUGCAAGAAGAAUUCCAUACAACCCGUGGCUUACACUCCACUAGGUCUCAUAUCAGAUGCUAGACCAGAAUUCGCGGGCAAAGAUAUGAUAAAAUCUGACCCUAAACUUGGCGCCUUAGCUGACAAGUAUGGCAAAACUAGGGCACAGAUCGCUUUGAGAUACUUGGUACAACGGGAAAUUGUGGUUCUACCAAAGUCAUUCACUAAAUCUCGAAUCAUAGACAAUUUGAAUAUUUUCGACUUUGAACUGAACAAACAAGAGAUGGCGUUGGUUGACAGUUUUAAUAUGGACCAUAGAUGUGUGCCCGGAGCUUCGUUUGCGAAAUACAAAAACUAUGCGUUUUAAAUAUGUGUUUUUAAAUAAAAUAGUUAAUAUUAAACAAAAAUACGUUAAUACUGAGUUGUGAAGGUUAAUUAAAAUAUUUUGGAUUAUAGGGAUAAUCAAGGUUACUUUUAUGUAAUUUUAAAAGGGUAUUAAAUUGCUAAUUGACUUAAUUUACCCACGAUAAAAAUAAUUUUUAAUCAUAAGUGACAAAAAGAUUUUAAAGCCAGAGCAACAUAACAUAUAAAUUUUAAAUAAUUAUCAACACAUAAAUCUUAAUUAAAAUGGUGCCUCAAUGUGAAGCAAUAUUUUUUCUCAUGUUACAUGUAUAAUUAUUAAUUUAUUGUACCCCUAACAUCGUUAUCAGUGAUAUGUUGUGAUAGUUUUAUAGAAAUAUACCAUGUGUAUUUUUUAUAUAUAGCUGUUUGAUUGUUUU